Molecule: messenger RNA, 1424 nt
Organism: Spodoptera frugiperda (fall armyworm)
Lineage: Eukaryota; Metazoa; Arthropoda; Insecta; Lepidoptera; Noctuidae
Product: gustatory receptor for sugar taste 64f-like
Exons: 10
Coding region: 1-1317 (438 amino acids)
Biological process (GO): detection of chemical stimulus involved in sensory perception of taste; sensory perception of chemical stimulus
Cellular component (GO): membrane
Molecular function (GO): taste receptor activity
Source: RefSeq, a predicted model, not a curated record
AUGAAAGUCUACAGUUUGAGCUCAAGAAGUCCAGAGCAGCCCUGCCAUUUCCACGGGUGCUUGCGUCAUGCGCUGCGGGUCGCCAGGUGGCUGGGCUUCUUCCCAGUACAAGGUCUUGGAGAGAUCAGACCCGAGGGAAUUAGGUUUAAAAUUAAGUCUUUUUACAGUAUUUAUGCAGUAGCUACAUUACUGGGACAAGUGAUGAUGUCUUAUUUCGCUUUACUACUGUUCUUUCAGACUGAAGUCACUUUGAGUUCUAUAUCCAAUAUUGUUUUUUACGUAACGAGUCUUAUUACGAAUAUUUUGUUGCUAAAAUUGGCUCAACAAUGGCCGUAUCUGAUGACGAAAGCUGUGGAAACCGAACGCGGCCUUACUGAGCUGACUUUGGAUCAUAAAGUCGCCGGUCGAAGCAGUGUACUUGCUUAUUUGGUCAUGGCUUUGGCUAUGGUGGAACACAUCCUAUGCACAAGUUUCAAUAUAAAGUUCGUGAUGUACUGCCUCCAGGAGGCUGGAGUCACCACCAACGUCAUGGAGAACUAUGUGGUACAUAGAAUGCCAUAUAUCUUCAACUAUAUACCGUAUAGCUUCUUCAGUGCUAUAUUUUUUGAGUACUUGUGCCUUCAAUCAACAUUUCUAUGGAGUUUCAACGACGUGAUUAUCACAUGCUUCAGUAUCUACAUUACAGCGUAUUUCAAAACCUUAAACGCAGUUAUUGCUACUAACGUUAAAAAGGAUAAGGAUGGCAUUCCCUGGUCAAUACUUCGAGUGCAUUACUCCAACUUAGUAAAGCUGGUCAAAGAGAUAGAUGACCACAUUAGCUCAUUGAUUCUCCUGUCCUUCUUCACAGACUUGUUCUACAUCUGUCUUCAACUCUUCAAUUCUUUACACCGGAACCACGUCAGUUUCAAAUAUUGUGAUGAAACGCAAACCAACCAAGCACUAUCAUCUCCAUUCUACCUCCUUUACUACUUAUACUCCUUCGUCUUCCUGGUACUGCGAGCCCUAAUGCUGUCCCUGUUUGCAUCCAACGUGCACUGCGCGGCGCUCGAGCCUGUAUACUCCGUGUAUGAUGUCCCGUCUUCAGUGUAUGAUAAUGAGGUCCGUCGAUUUCAGUUGCAACUACACUACACUGAAGUUGGACUAAGCGGAAAGUUUUUCUACGUGACACGGAACAUGAUACUAAAGGUCGUGGGCACGAUAAUAACAUACGAAAUAGUUCUCCUGCAGUACUCUGUGACGCCAAACUCUUACUACAACGUUAGCACUACAAUACCUAGUACUAUUGAUAAUGCUACUCUUUUAUAUACAAACACAUAAGUAGAAAAAAACAAUUUCUUUGUAUAUGAUCCCUUUUUGCUAUGUGUAUAUUGAUGUUUCUAUAUUGUAAACAAUAUUUUUAGAAUAUAAUAAAACAAUUAAUUCAA